GGGGGGGCGGACAAGAUGGCGGCGCGCGUGUCGGCCGCGCCGUACAAAAUGGCGGCGCCCUGGGCGGAAGGGGCGGGGCUUCGCGGCGUGGCGACGGCGGCCGCCCCCUUCCGGUCGCGUGAGCGCGCGCGCGCUGGCGGCGUCACUUCCGCCGGAGGCCAUGUCGGCGCGCAGGAUCAUGCGGAUCGGCAGGGCUUCGCCCCCAGCACGGCCGGGUUCGGGCCCCUGCGCGACCUCCCCGACUGGUCCUUCGUGGACGGUCGCCCGGCGCCGCUGUGGAAGGGGCAGCUCCGGCGGCUGCAGGAGAACGAGGCUUUGGCUCGCCGCGCCGUGAAGCUGAGCCAGGUGCUGGAGGCGGCCGCCAGCCGGGGGGAGCCGGGGGGGGCCGCAGCCCCCCGCCUGCGCCCCAAGGGCUCCCAGUGCCGACCAGUACGGACCAGCGCGGACCAGUGACCAGCCCGGCGCCCCCUCGGGGGGGGGCCCCGCAGGCCGACGUCCUCAUAAAAACCACGUGUUUUCAACCCAAAA
Molecule: messenger RNA, 528 nt
Organism: Phalacrocorax carbo (great cormorant)
Lineage: Eukaryota; Metazoa; Chordata; Aves; Suliformes; Phalacrocoracidae
Source: RefSeq, a predicted model, not a curated record